AUGCUGACCAGGUUCCUGGGCCCGCGCUACCGCCAGCUGGCCAGAAACUGGGUCCCCACAGCAAGCAUAUGGGGCGCCGUAGGUGCCGUGGGGCUGGUAUGGGCCACUGACUGGCGGCUGAUUCUGGACUGGGUGCCCUACAUCAAUGGCAAGUUCAAGAAGGAUGACUAA
Rangifer tarandus platyrhynchus (Svalbard reindeer) is the source of this 171-nucleotide messenger RNA. The record is from the annotation of a GenBank genome assembly. Lineage: Eukaryota; Metazoa; Chordata; Mammalia; Artiodactyla; Cervidae.